Molecule: messenger RNA, 2553 nt
Organism: Humulus lupulus (European hop)
Lineage: Eukaryota; Viridiplantae; Streptophyta; Magnoliopsida; Rosales; Cannabaceae
Exons: 3
Coding region: 266-2203 (645 amino acids)
Biological process (GO): endonucleolytic cleavage in ITS1 to separate SSU-rRNA from 5.8S rRNA and LSU-rRNA from tricistronic rRNA transcript (SSU-rRNA, 5.8S rRNA, LSU-rRNA)
Cellular component (GO): 90S preribosome; nucleolus
Source: RefSeq, a predicted model, not a curated record
CAUAGACAAAAACCCUAAAAUCAAAAUCCCAAUCUUCUCUUUCUCUCUGCUCCUCUCCCACUUCCACCAUUUGUGAAAGACAGACAGAAGAGUAGCCGCCCUUCCUGCGCACCUCACAAGACCAUCUCCGUCGACUCGCCGCCGCUCCCAACUGCGCCGUCGACUGUCUUGUGUUCGUUGCCAUAAGCCACAUAUAAGAUCGCCAUUGCGAACUAGAACUAGAGAAGUGGGUUUAAAUUUUAAUUCAGUGAUUUUUUUAGGAACAAUGGGUAUGCAGCUGUUUGACGGCAGUGAUUCAGAUAACGAAGACUUAGAGAAUAUUGAGGUUGACAAGGAGUUUGCUAGAAGGUACGAGCACAACAAGAAGCGUGAGGAUCUUCAGCGGUAUGAGGAGUUGAACAAGAAGGGCCUUAUUCCUCGACGAGCACGUCCAGAAGCUGAAGGAGAUGAGAAAUCUUCUGAAGAAUCAUCCUCAUCUGAUGAGGAUGACGAUGUUGUUUUAAAGAAGAAGGAUUUGGAAUUCUUUGAUGCUCUGAUCAAGGUCAGGAAGCAGGACCCUAGUUUAAAGGAGAAGGAUGUCAAGUUGUUUGAGUCCGAAUCUGAGUCUGAUGGUGAGGAUGGGGAAGAAGGAGAAGAGGGGAAGAAAAAGAAGAAGAAGGCUAUGUAUUUGAAGGAUGUGGUAGCUAAGCAUUUGAUUGAAGAAGGAGCUGAAUUCUCUGAUAAGGAUGACAGGAAUAACAAGAAAAAACUUGCUUAUAAUGAGGAGCAAGAGGAGAUACGUAAGGCUUUUCUAGAGGCGGUAGAAGGAAGUGAGGUUGAAGAGGAUGAAGGAGAUUUGUUGAAAUUAAAGGAAAAGAGUGGAGGGGAUCAGGAUGAGAGUGAUAAUGAGGAGUUUCAGAAGAAAUUGGAUGAGUAUUUUGGCGAAGGUCGUAGUGAGGAUGUAGACGAAAAUGCCGUGUUUUUGAAGGAGUACUUUAUGAAUAAGAUGUGGCUUGACAAGAACAAUAAUGAUGCGGAUGAGGCUGGUGGGGGUGAGGACUUGGAACUGCUGUCAGAAGAUGAGAAGGAGAUUGAGAAGCAAGAGGAGUAUGAGUAUAGAUUUCAAGAAAAUCCUGGGGAUCGAGUUUUGGGCCAUGCUAGGGAAGUGGAGGGCUCGGUCAGGAAGAAAGUGAAGGCCAGGAAAGAGCAGAGGAAGCAUAAGGAGGAGAGGAUGGAGAUUGCAAGGUUGGAGAGGGAGGAGGAGUUGAGACAUUUAAAGAAUUUGAAGAAGAAGGAGAUGGAUGAAAGAGUUAAGAAAAUUAUGGAGACUGCUGGAAUUGGAGAUGACGAGGUUGUCCCCUUGAGUGCCAAAGAAUUAGAGGAUGAGUUUGACCCUGAGGAGUACGAUAGAAUGAUGAAGAAAGCGUUUGACAACAAGUACUAUGAGGCGGAGGAUGCUGAACCAGAUUUUGGUAGUGAUGCUGAUGAGGAGAAACCAAAUUUUGACAAAGAAGAUGAGUUGCUUGGACUUCCCAAAGAUUGGGAUAGUUGUGAGACUGGUGAUGGGUUCUUAGCUGCAAGGGAAAGAAGUUUGAAGCAUAAGAUAGAGAGUGUAGAGAGUGAUAGUGACCAGGAAGAGGGAGAGGCAAAAGAAGUUAGUAAGGAAGGAAAGCGAAAGAGGAAGCGAAAAUCAGCUCUUUUGGAGAAGGCUAAAGAGGCAAUGUUGGAGGAAUACUAUAAAUUAGACUAUGAAGAUACAAUUGGAGACUUGAAAACAAGGUUCAAGUAUUCCAAAAUAAAACCUAAUAGGUUUGGGUUGAGUGCUGCUGAGAUAUUUGUUACAGAUGACAAAGAGUUAAAUAAGUAUGUGUCACUGAAACAGAUGGCUCCGUAUAAAGAUAAAGAGUGGAAGGUACCCAAUAGUAAGAGACACCAGUUUAAGCUUAUGACCCAAGAGCUUCUCCGAGGAGGAGGAAAACUUGAUCGGAAAAAACAUGGUAAAUCGAAGAGAGUGAAGGAUGAUGCUAACAAGCCAACUUCUUCAGGGGCUGCAGUCGAAGAUAGUAAAGUGGAAUUAGAACAAUCUGCUGGUGAUGAGAGCAAUUUGUCUAGGCAAGCUAGGAGAAGGCAUAAACAAUCUAAAUUUAAACUAGAAAACACCCGACUCGGGGCGUACCAAAAGCGGGAGUCAAAGCCUAAGAGGAAGCAAAGCACUGAAAAUUAGCAGCAAUUUUGGCACCGCAUAAGAAAUGUCCUUCUUUUGGGGUAUAAUGAUCAACAUGGAGUUGAAGAGCUUCUGGUCAUCUGGUGGGGUUUAAGCUUAGGUAGGUUACAAAUAUGACUUGAGUUGAGAAGAUGAGUCCCAUCAAGGGAGUGCUUAAUGAACUAAACAAGCUAUUUGAGAUAUGCAUGCACAUACUCUAUCUUCAAAAUUUUGUACUUGUAUUACUAUGUAGUGCUAAUGGUUUUAUUUAUAUAUGUAUAAUUUGGAUUCUAGGAGAUGGUGUAUUUCUCCUUCAUUCUUCACCCAAAAAUAAACUGAGAAUUUCCAAAUGAAUUUUGUUCUGUUGACUA